Molecule: messenger RNA, 1526 nt
Organism: Nothobranchius furzeri (turquoise killifish)
Lineage: Eukaryota; Metazoa; Chordata; Actinopteri; Cyprinodontiformes; Nothobranchiidae
Gene: fus
Product: FUS RNA binding protein
Biological process (GO): regulation of DNA-templated transcription
Cellular component (GO): nucleus
Molecular function (GO): transcription coregulator activity; RNA binding
Source: RefSeq, a predicted model, not a curated record
UCGAGCGCCUUGCGCCCUCUGCCGGCAAGUAAAGGCUUUACAGCGAUGAGCGGCGACUCGCUGUAGGACUCACCCGGUGUUCCGUUACAGCAGCACCUGUCCGGUCUCCGGUGUGCUGAAAAAAUAUCUUUAUCGUCCACCUUUAUAUUAGUGGCAACAAGCUUUUAAAGCUUUUUUAAGCUCCAUUUAAGCUUGACCUAUAUGGCCUCCAACGAUUAUUCCCAGUCACCUCCCCACGGUUAUGGGUCCUACGGUGCUGGAGGUGGAGGGGAUGGUGCUAAUCAGAGCUACGCUCCAUCAUCUGGUCAGGGUUACAGCCAGGAGCAGGGCUAUGAAGGCUUCACUCAGAGCUCUGACAGCAGCUCCAGCUCCUACAACCAGGGGGGCUAUGGGGGCUACUGCCAUUCUCCUUCAGAUGAAUAUGGUUCUCCACCUUCGAGCCAGGGUGGUGGAGGGGUUAAUUCCAGCCAGCCAUUCGGCUCUGGAGGAUACAGCCGUCAGCCGUCCAACAUGAACUACAACCAGCAGUCCUCUUUCUCCGGUUACAGCCAGCAGCCGCCUCCUCCAUCCUCAGCAAGUUACGAAGGGAACUCACAGACCCACGGCUACAACAAACCAAGCAGUGGACGGGGUGGGGGUGGUUACGGAAGUCCAACUGGUGGUUAUGGAGAAAGCGAGGGCCGCCAACCACCUCAACAUGCAGGAGGUCCCUACAACCACCCACCAGGCUUCAACUCUCCUCCUCCACCGAGCUACAGUCAGCAGAGCCAGUAUGGUCUGGGUGGAGGUUACAGAGCCGACAGCCCACCGAUGAGUGAAGGAGGAGAUGGAGGAGGAUACGGAGGUCCUGAUGGAGGCUAUGGAAGUCAGGAUGGCCACGGUGGACGGGGUCGUGGCGGUACUUUUGUAGGUCGUGGAGGAGGUGGAUUUGAUCGCUCUUUUGAUCGAGGGGGCCGAGGUGGACCAAGAGGAAGAGGAGGAAUGGGAAUGGGCGAUCGAGGAGGAUUCAAUAAGUUUGGUGGACCCAGAGACCCGGGACAUGGACUUGGAGGACCCAGCUUCAUUGUGCCGGAGCAGGAUAACUCCAAUAACAACACCAUCUUCGUUCAGGGCUUGGGAGACGACUACACCGUUGAAGCAGUGGCUGACUUCUUCAAGCAGAUUGGGAUUAUUAAGGUCAACAAGAAGACCGGCAUGCCGAUGAUCAACCUCUAUGCAGACUGAGACACUGGGAAGCUGAAGGGGGAGGCCACUGUUUCCUUUGAUGAUCCCCCCUCGGCAAAGGCAGCUAUCGACUGGUUUGAUGGGAAAGACUUCAACGGAAACCCAAUCAAGGUGUCGUUUGCCACUCGCAGACCUGAUUUUGGAGGCCGGGGUGGGAUGAGAGGAGGUCGAGGACGAGGAGGUCCGAUGGGUCGUGGAGGAUUUAGAGGGGGUCGAGGUGGAGGUUUCCCAGGAGGCGACGGAGAGAGCGGAGGUGCAGGAGGAGGUCAGCAAAGAGCUGGGGACUGGAAGUGUUCUAACUU